UUAAAAAUAUUUAUUCAAUACUCACAACUUUAAGUCAAAAGUUUUAUAUUUUUCCAUCAUUUUUAAAUGAUGUCAUUUGCAAUACACUUUAAAAACACUCAUGCAUUACUGGGACUAUCUCAGGGUCAGCUAAGACCUCGGGGGCAAAUUUCAUAAUGAAUGGGGCAAUUUACUUAUGCAACCCCUCUUUUUCUUCCAACAGAUGCGUCAGAGCAGUCCACCGGUGGUCUGUCUCCCUCCUCUAGUCCAAACCCGGCUAAAAGAAGCAACGCUAUGAACUGGUCUCUUCCCGAUAAAAUCAAGUCACCGCGGACUGUCCGAAAACUCUCCAUGAAGAUGAAGAAAUUGCCCGAUCUCAGUCGGAAGCUUAGCGUUAAAGGGAACCUCGCAAGCAGUGCGACAGGCAGUAAUUGCCAAUCAGAGUCCAAAGCCAGUAGGAUGCCAGAACUGGGGCAUUCCCAGUCUAGAUGGUCCCCAGCAGGUGUAGCGACUGCAUUGGCGAGCGGUAACGUGAUUUGGCGGUACCAUUUGGACAGCAGCGUUUCAACACAACACAACUGUGAUAAGAGACGGAGCAACAGUGGCGGUGUUCCCAAAUCGGCAAGCAAGGGAGGUUACCUCAGCGACGGGGACUCGCCCGAACUUGUGGCGAAGUUGGGCAAUCAUGGCACGUCGGAAAGAAAGAACGCCAAAGCCCGGGAACGGGAUCCUAAUGGGAAUGGCGGAAGCCCGAAGCUUCCCGGCACAGAGCUGGAUAUCGACGCCUUCCGUUCGUACAGUUUCUCCGAGCAGCCGAAGUGUCUAACGUACAUCUCUGGACUUAUGAGUCUGCACUUUUAUGGCGCCGAGGACCUGAAACCUCUGCGGGUCGAUUCCCGUGACAUCUACUGCGCCAUCCAAGUGGACUCUGUCAAUAAGGCCCGAACGGCUCUGUUGACGUGUCGCACGGCCUUCCUGGACAUGGACCACACCUUCAAUAUCGAUUUGGAGAAUGCUCAGCACCUUAAACUCGUUGUGUUUAGCUGGGAGUCGAUGCCGCGGCGGAACCGCGUGUGCUGCCAUGGAACUGUAGUUCUGCCGGUGCUGUUCCGCGUGAGGAAGACGCACCAGCUCGCGGUCCGUCUGGAGCCACGCGGAAUGAUCUACGUGAAGCUGAGCCUGAUGGAGCAGAGGCAAAACUCUCUGGAUGGCCAAGAUGGCCACCACGAGUCGCAGGUGUUCGGCGCGGAGGCUCGGCGCGUGGUCGAGUGGGAGGCGUCUGGACUGAUGGUCCCGCUGCUCAUCGAGAAGUGUAUCGCUGAGAUCGAGAGGAGGGGCUGCCAGGUGGUGGGUCUCUAUCGUCUGUGCGGUUCGGCAGCAGUGAAGAAGGAACUGCGAGAAGCGUUUGAGAGAGACAGUCACACUGUCGAGUUGUCGGAAGACAACUACCCAGAUAUUAACGUCAUUACAGGUGUGUUGAAGGACUAUCUCCGAGAGCUUCCUCAUCCGCUCAUUACUAAAGAGCUGUACGAGUCGGUUCUGGACUCCAUGGCAAAGAGACCGCUGCAGAUCGGAACUGGCGGCUGUGAGAACGACCUGUCCGACUCUAAACACACUGUCAGCUUGCUGGAGAUUCUGCCCGAGGUUGAGAAGGCAACGUUACGGAAGCUUCUGGAUCAUCUGAAGCGUGUGGCGUCUCAUCAUGAGGUGAAUAAAAUGACGUGUCAGAACCUUGCAGUUUGUUUCGGUCCAGUUCUGCUCAGUCAGCGACAGGAUGCGUCCUCUCACGGGAACCGGGUGUUUAUUGACUCAGAGGAGCUGGCCAGUGCUCUACACUUCAAAAAACACAUCGAGGUGCUUCAUUACCUGCUGCAGCUCUGGCCAGUUGUGGACGCUCAGGGUAAGUCUUCAUCUCCUUCAUCACCUGCCCCAGUGGAGUCGCUCCAAGUGUUCCCAGUGGUGACGGCUGCCAUGAGGCGAAGGAAGGAGCGCCCACAGGUGCUGAAUCUAACUGAUGCAGAAAUGGUUGGAGUUUUACGACCUAGAACCGGGCGUCUGGACAGUCCCAGUAACCGCUACGCUGGCGACUGGAGCAGCUGCCGGGAGCCAUACCUCCAACUGAGCUGCCAGGAGGAGGCCGAAUAUGAUGAUGUUCCCAGUGAAGAGCCUCCGAAUGCAGGGAAGGAGGACAUGUCGAAAGGUACUGAAAAUGUGGUCUCCCAACAAGAGCUGCCUGAGGUGGAUGAGGUAACCGAGGGAUUUGAGAAAAUGCAGAUAGAGGAGGAAGAGGAGGAGGAAGAGAGCGAACGAGAGGAGGGAGGAGGUUUGGACAGGCUACAAAUAGAGGAAUCCCUCCCCAUCAGCGUGUGUGAUCAGAUCCUACCAGAUCACAAAGAGCAUCAACUGAAAGAGCAUACCUACCAGGCCUACAUGAAAAUCCAGGAGAUCAGCCCGGCACUGAGCAACAGGGUCAACCUGCGGGACCUGCAGGAGAGCAUUGACACUCUCAUCGGCAACCUAGAGAGAGAACUCAACAAGAACAAGCUAAACGUUGGGUACUGACAUUGGGCAACUUAACUAGUCCGGCUCAACCUGGUGUUUCCUUGGAGACAUGAGUGCUAUGGUCCAUAACUAUAGACAUUCACCAAGACAUUCCUUAAUUCUGAUUGUUUUCAUUUGUCUUUUGGUCUCCGUUUUGUUGAUCUCAUUGUUUUUCUUCUUGUUAGAAGAACCCAUUGAACCCUUGAGGGGUGCACAAGGUGCCUUUAUUGUGUUAAGGUGGUGCUGACGACAGCGAGAGCUUUUUACUUUCUACAGAGGUACAAAUUGUUACGAUGUAAACCAAUGCACUUACGAGGCCUGUUGUCAGAGGCAUGGCUGGGAGUUCAGGUACAAACAGGUGUGAAGCCUUACUGGGGGUGAACUAGGUACUACACAUGCAUCCAAGGUUGUGAACUUACACCCUUUCAGAGGCUAUUCAAAAUGGUUCCUGAAGGUCUAGAUGUUGGGGUUCACUUCAAAGUUGAGCAGUCUUUGAACUACACACUGGUUGAUGAUAGAUCUCCAGGAGAAGAACUGAGCACUCCUACCCUAAACUAUAUGACCUAAACCAUAAAUUCUGCCAUUUAUGGCCUAAACCCUUAAUGUCCUACACCCUAUGCCCAACUCCCUACACGCAGAACCCUAUACCCUAAACCCAAACUUCAAUCUCUGCAAUCUACAGCCUACCAGAGGGUGCUCAGACCUGUUCUUGGGGAUCUAGAUUUUUGCAGAAUUGAGUUCUAACUAAUAAAGGUCUUUGGGUUCUCUUGAAAGUUGCCCCAUACCCCAUAUUCUACGUCCUAACCCCUACAUGUAACAACCUAAACCCUACACCUUCACUCUGAACCUGGAGUAAGUCGUAGGGUUGCUCCAGGUUCGGAGUGCAGCACGGUGUUAUCCCAAACCUAAGGUUAAUGUAGGGCAAGGAUUAGGGUAAAGGUUAGGGUCUAGCCUAAACUUUACCCUAAUCCUUGUCCUACCUUAACCCCUAAACCCUACACCUUCAUUCUGAACCUGGAGUAAGUCGUAGGGUUGCUCCAGGUUCGGAGUGCAGCACGGUGUUAUCCCAAACCUAAGGUUAAUGUAGGGCAAGGAUUAGGGUAAAGGUUAGGGUCUAGCCUAAACUUUACCCUAAUCCUUGUCCUACCUUAACCCCUAAACCCUACACCUUCAUUCUGAACCUGGAGUAAGUCGUAGGGUUGCUCCAGGUUCAGAGUGCAGCACGGUGUUAUCCCAAACCCUAGACCCUAACCUUUACCCUAAUCCUUGCCCUACCUUAACCCCUAAACCCUACACCUUUUCCCUCAGGGAGCAACUCAUGCUGCUGGUCUGUAGUAUGGAAUGUGAAUAUGGUUUAAUGAGAUUAAAACAGAGUUCCUUUGAAAAAUGCUUCAAACUUCCCCCUAAAACAAGCUAUGGACAGGUGAAUAUGAAUAUUCUUGUAAUAAUGUAGUAAUUUGUAAAGGAAAUAUUUAAUAAUAGUUAAGCAGAGCUUUAAAAGUUUUUUGAAGAUAAAACGUAAAAUCAAUGAAGCCGUUUUGGCUUUUGAAAGCGCUCCACCAAACACAAAAACAAAUAUGCAUGUCUCAGAAAGGACAUAAAAGAACAACAACACCAAUAGUAUAAAGGCUGGGGUAAAAGUGUACUCUUUUGACCGCGCAUAGACACGUACGGGCUUAUGGAUGUAUUUGCCGCAUGCACACUAAAACUGCUUCGUGACACAUUUUAACACCGUCAACGGCAGACGUGUACCUUCCGCAUGCCUAGAAAACCGCUUGUGGACAGUCUGCGCGUACUGUGCUAAUGAGGAAAUUUGCAGCAUGCACACUUAGCAGCGUGGAAAACUGAUAUACUUUGGCUUUAAGAUACCAAGCAUUGGUGUGCAUCCUAGCAACAGAUACAUGCUAACAGUAAUGUCCUUUUUUUGAGCAUUAAAAUUGUAAGUGCAUAAUAAUUCAGCAGUCCGGAGAUACAAAUGAAUCAGUAUUGGACAGACACACGUAUGUAUGUAUGUAUGAAUAUAGUCCGAAUAUGUUGCAUUUCAGUUCGUACACUUCAGUUUGUGCAUAUUUGUGCAUAGCUUCCUUAGCUGCAUAUCAGCCUGUUAUAUUAUUACAUAGAUUGAACAAAUAUAUACAUACAUAUAUAUAUACAUAAUUUUUCAAUCUAUGUAAUAACCCACAGUCACAGAACGAGGGGAUUUUGGGUCAAUUUAUGGUCACGAAAGUUGCACGGUCAAAAGCUUUACGGUCAAAACAAAAGUGUUUCUCCGUGUCUCCUAAUGCGGGAUGUAUUUAUGCUUGUAGAUAGAGAUUAUUUUAAUUACCAUGAAAUUACCGUGUUGUUGUGUAUUUUUUCCAUUUGGCAGCUGCUCACAUUUAUGGCAUGGUUGUAAAUUUGCAGUUUCGGUACUUGUGAAUAUAAGACUAUGAGUCUUGACAUAAGCUGUCCAGUGUUUUAGCCUGAUGAUAAUCACUGCAGCUAUAAUAAAGAAAUAUGGACUACAAUCUCAUCAUAAAAGGUCCAAAUAAAGAUCUUUGAGGAUUUAUUACAGCUGUAACAGCUUCAACUGAAUAACUAACUUGGGUUAAAAUGGGAAAACGAGUUAAUCCCAGCGAAUACAACCAGUGGACUACAGGUUUGUUUUGUUUUCCAUCGCCUCAGUUUCGUCAGUCUUAAAGGGCCAGUCACACUAGAAUGCUUAUGAGCAACACGAUAUGAGGUUACCCUCCUGGGCUUCUGUUUGAAAUAAUGAAUCAUGUUAAAAUAUGCAUUUAUGCUUUCCAUUAUCUGAACUGAACCGAUGUGAAAUCACCAAAAUGAGUCUUUCAGAUAAUAAAUUGGACAUCAAGAUUUCUCCAUUUUAUGCUGUAUGCACGAUUAGAUGGUUGCAUUGUAUUUAAACACACAAGAGACCCCCCAUUCGAGCACCUCUGAUCUACUGGUCAGACAUCUUUUUGCUAUGUACAUUUCAACAGACUAGUGUGACCGCAUCCUUAAGAGUAUUUGAUCUGUAACUGGUCUGGAAGUUUCUUUAAAAGUCUGAUUUGGGAUCAGAUACCCUCACUGCACGUCUGACCUCUGUCGUAUAGAGAUCAGGGACAGGACUGAUCCACGAUCAGUUAGAAGGAAACUUCUUACGGUGGAUAUAAAGAUGUGAGCUGCUUAUUGAGAAAACAUUCCCCUCUUUGUGUGCUUGAUGAGAGUUUGACUAAAGCAGAUAUUCUUUGUACUGAUAUUGAGAAGUAUAUGGUGAUAUUAAAGUUUAUGUUUCAUGUA
Molecule: messenger RNA, 5799 nt
Organism: Xyrauchen texanus (razorback sucker)
Lineage: Eukaryota; Metazoa; Chordata; Actinopteri; Cypriniformes; Catostomidae
Gene: syde2
Product: synapse defective 1, Rho GTPase, homolog 2 (C. elegans)
Exons: 5
Coding region: 160-2541 (793 amino acids)
Biological process (GO): signal transduction
Source: RefSeq, a predicted model, not a curated record